This is a messenger RNA of Penicillium lagena, 252 nucleotides long. RefSeq lists its product as uncharacterized. The transcript has a single exon. The record is from RefSeq and is a predicted model, not a curated record. Bases 1 to 252 code for a protein of 83 amino acids. NCBI's taxonomy places the organism in Eukaryota, Fungi, Ascomycota, Eurotiomycetes, Eurotiales, Aspergillaceae.
AUGGCUCCAUUUCGCCCAUUUUGCCAUCAUGAUCGUCGAGCGAUUGCAUGUUUGGGGUCCGUUCAAUGGUACUGCCCAGGUACUGGGUACCUUCCUGACGCUAGGUCCCAGUGUGCCUGGGCGGGUACAGGGUACGCCAGCGUCCCCACUGACUCGGAACCACUGGGUCUGGCAGCUGGAGCCACGGGUGGGAUGAGAUUGGCCGAUGGAUUGUGCCUGGCGUCUGCCGGGCAGUACAAUCGGGCGGAUUAG